Messenger RNA from Iphiclides podalirius (scarce swallowtail), 198 nucleotides. Lineage: Eukaryota; Metazoa; Arthropoda; Insecta; Lepidoptera; Papilionidae. The record is from the annotation of a GenBank genome assembly.
AUGCCAAGAUGGCCGUGUCAUCGCCCGGUUGACGAAAACUGCAGACGACAGACAUCACGUCCACCAUUCGUGUUAAAUGUGAGGAAUUAUGAUUUAUUUUGCGUCAACCAUCACCGUCGCCGCCUACGUUGUUCCACACAAUGCGCGUAUAGUAUCAACAGGAACGAGUCUGCGAUAGCCAAAUUUUUAGAACAAAGA